Molecule: messenger RNA, 4050 nt
Organism: Caretta caretta (loggerhead turtle)
Lineage: Eukaryota; Metazoa; Chordata; Testudines; Cheloniidae
Gene: MPPED1
Product: metallophosphoesterase domain containing 1
Molecular function (GO): hydrolase activity
Source: RefSeq, a predicted model, not a curated record
GGUGGAAAGGGCUGGCUGAAGGGUGACCAUCAUGCUGAGUGUCUCUGGCUAGCAUCCAUGCAGGCUGGCUUAGUGCUGUGAUUCACAGGCUCUCCCAUGUGUGAAGACACUGGAUCCUCACUUAUGAAAACCCUUCUACAUCUGCUUUUAGGUUUCAGAAGGGGAGCACGUUGAUGAGGUAAGGAGACAACAUGGUCUUCUUCCGUCGAUGUAGAAAGAUAGCACAGAUGAUUGUCUGAAAAAGCUGUACUGCACAGUGCAAGCAUGGCUUUCGCCCAGUCGCACAUUAUGGCCGCUAGAAGGCAUCAACACAGUAGACUCAUAAUUGAAGUGGAUGAGUACAGCUCAAACCCCACACAGGCGUUCACGUUCUACAACAUUAACCAGGGACGUUUUCAGCCCCCACAUGUGCAAAUGGUGGAUCCUGUGCCCCAUGAUGCCCCCAAACCUCCAGGAUAUACCCGAUUUGUCUGUAUUUCUGACACUCACUCAAGAACUGAUCCAAUCCAAAUGCCCUAUGGAGAUGUUUUAAUACAUGCUGGUGACUUCACUGAACUGGGACUUCCUAGCGAAGUUAAAAAAUUCAAUGAAUGGUUAGGUAGCCUGCCAUAUGAAUACAAGAUUGUGAUAGCAGGAAAUCAUGAAUUGACCUUUGACCAAGAGUUCAUGGCAGACUUAAUCAAGCAGGACUUUUACUAUUUUCCCUCUGUGUCUAAGUUGAAACCAGAGAGCUAUGAAAAUGUGCAGUCUCUUCUAACAAAUUGCAUCUAUCUUCAAGAUUCUGAAGUGACGGUGAGGGGGUUCAGAAUAUAUGGAUCUCCUUGGCAACCUUGGUUUUAUGGCUGGGGCUUUAAUCUUCCACGAGGCCAAGCACUAUUAGAGAAAUGGAACCUUAUUCCAGAUGGAAUAGAUAUUCUUAUAACACAUGGACCACCUCUUGGUUUUCUAGACUGGGUUCCUAAGAAAAUGCAGAGGGUAGGGUGUGUUGAGCUGCUGAACACAGUCCAGAGACGGAUACAGCCAAGGCUUCAUGUUUUCGGACAUAUCCAUGAAGGCUAUGGGGUAAUGGCUGAUGGAACUACUACCUAUGUGAAUGCAUCAGUGUGCACUGUGAAUUACCAGCCUCUCAAUCCACCUAUAGUUAUUGACUUACCUACUCCAAGGAACACAUGAUUGUUAUAGGAAUUUAAUGAUGUACCUAUCACACAAGCAGUUUUCUAUUGCUGACUAAGAAACAUGAUAAAGAACUGUUCAAUGAAGAAGCGAAGACCCUUUAUUUUUUUUCUUUUAAUUCUUCACAACCAAAUUUGAGUGAUGAAAAUGAAUGGGAAGAAAGACAUUUUAGUGCCAAUAUCUGCCGGAAGCUGAUUAAGCAUUAAAUUUAAAAUUUCAACAUUAAAAUACUUGUGAAUACACAAAAGUGAAUGCAUUCCACAUAUAUAUCGAGUAGGGAGUUGGGGGUUUUUUUUAUCAACCAUAUAUUGAACUUAUUAAAAGUAUAAAGUCUUUUCAAAGGCGUGUUUCUUAAAGAAUGUUUACAGUUUAAACGUGAAUGUUUAGACUAGGAUUUAACCAUUUAAAACAUUUUCCAAUGAGUAUUUGGUAAAAAUCAAAUGAUGUUGAUAUUUUUGCUGAAUAAUAUGGCAAAUAUGAAAAGAGUCUACACAAGUACUGUGUUGAACCAGUUAAAAGAAGCCAGUUGUUGUUGCAAAUCCUUCUGAAGUCUGUGCCCUUGCAUGCUUUCAAAGGCAAUGCAGGUGAAGGUCCUAAUCACUGUUCUGUAAUGCAAUCGCAACACAUCUGGCAUUACAGAUGGAAGGGGAAAUGGUGCAUACUGCCAGUGUGUGGGAAACAGCUGAACGUUCUAGAAAGGAGAUGGUGUUAAAGGCAGUACAAACUCAGGCAUUUGUAAGCUCUGAAAAAUGUCAUUUCCCAUUUUUUCUUUAAAAAGAUCCAUGUGGUUUAACAUGAGAGCUGAUGUGUGAUUGGAUUUAAAGUAAAAUAGGAAACCUGUGAUGUUCAGAUGUGGUUUUAAAAGGUAGCCUAGCGGGACUGUUCGGUUUAAAGAACUGAUAAAGGGAUGGACAGCAUAUCAUAAGGCCACUGCUUUGAAUCUGGCCCAGAUUGGGAAUGAUUAACAGUCUGAGCUAAUUCAUCCCUGGGUUAAUGCCCCUGACUUUGAUGGAGUUACCCCAAGGAUGAGUUUUAUAGAAUAUCAGGGUUGGAAGGGACCUCAGGAGGUCAUCUAGUCCAACCCCCUGCUCAAAGCAGGACCGAUCCCCAACUAAAUCAUCCCAGCCAGGGCUUUGUCAAGCCUGACCUUAAAAACUUCUAAGGAAGGAGAUUCCACCACCUCCCUAGGUAACGCAUUCCAGUGCUUCACCCCCCUUCUAGUGAAAAAGUUUUUCCUAAUAUCCAACCUCCCCCACUGCAACUUGAGACCAUUACUCCUUGGCCCUUUACCUUCUAAUAGUUGUUCAGCAGCACAGGUGAAAUGAGUGACGAGCUCACUGCAGUUCGUCUAGCACAGGUGUCCACAUCACAAGCCCCAUCAUGGCUAUUUGCCCCCUUGUGGACAGUGGUAGUAGAGACCAAGGACUAAAUGAGCCCAGGAGACUGAAAUCUUUUCUAACCCCCUAUAUACAGCCUAUCCAGAUGUGAGAACUAGCACUGCUCAUGCUCCGCAUCCAUGGAUUCACAGAGGAGUUGAGUCGGCAGAGUUUUCAUUCCAGCACUUUACACUAGCCUGAAAAUUCACUUUAAAAAGCAAACCAUGAAGUAUUUUAACCUCCAAAAUAUGUCCUAAAGGAAAAGGGGCCUCUGUCCUGCCCUAACCCAAUUUCUCCAACUUCCAAGAAAGCAAAAGGAGACCUCUUGCCUUAACUGCCAUUAUCUAGGUAUGAUACUUUGGAUAUGGAUUUUCAGAAUUGUGGUACUAACAGGAUCUAUGUGUUAAAUAACCUUCACACACAUUAGGUAAAGCUCAUGGGUGAGACAUUCAGACACUGAUGCUAGAGGGAAAAAAAACAUGCAUGUACCCAGUGCAUUUGCAGAGCCCACAUUUUCACACACAGAUUAUGUAAUUGUGCAUGUUAGUGCCCUUUUGCACACACACUUGCUCAAUAUGAAGACAUAAAUGUGAGCUUUGGAUGUAGCAGCUCUAUGUGCUAUAUUUGCAUGCACAACUAGGGCCGCUAUUUCUGAAAGCUUGCGCCUCAAAAUCAAAUCUGGGAGGGACACUAGGUUCAUUUCCAAUGCUUCAGAUGUGCAAAAACUCUUCCCCCACCUGGUGCUGGGAAGCAUUAAGUUUGAGCCUAGUAACUUCAUCCAAACUGGUAUAUCCAAAAACAUGACAUGCCACAAAUCUCUCAUUUCUUGUAAGCUGUUUGGUGAAUUAGGACCUAAAAUGGUUUGCUGCUCUUUGCUGAAACUAAAAAGCAAACAGUGGGCCCCACCCUGUAACCCGGUCUUAUGUGAAUGGUUUAUGUACACACGAGCGGGCUGCAGUAGAUUUACAUGGGACUGUUUUUGCAAGCACUAUUUGUGGAAGGGUUGUAGGAUCAGGCCACAUCAGCGAGGCUGGAAGUUAAUAACCUAUUACUGAUUUCCACCAUCAUUGGGAAGAAAAAUGAUACUGUGUCGUUAGACUACAAGUGUCUUAACCAGUCACAAUUCAAGUGUUUUAUGAAACAAGGGUGGCAGGAAACUGGCUGUAUGUUAAAGAAGUCUGAAAUGUUUACAUUCACUCUCAGCACUUGUUACUAGAAUGUUAAGGGGGGGGAGCUUUUAUUAGCUGCAACAACAUUUCUAUUCAGAAUUCUAUUCAACAUUCAGAAAAUAUGCUCUUAAAAACAAAUUUUUCCUAAGGUAUCUUCAAAAUACUGUGUAUUUUAUGUGAAAAAAUUAUUUGAAAGCAGCUGUUACUUUAAAAGUUAUCAUUAAAAGACUUGCGGUAUGAAAGCUUAAAGGUUAUUUAAUCAUUUUGGCAUAACUUGAUGUUGUAAUUAUUUUGUCAAGCAUGUUAGACAAAUAAAAUCUUAAAAAAACAAA